AUGGCUGACACAGCGCAAGUGCCGGUCGAGAAGGAGGUGGGCUCAACGACGGGCGCCGCCGCGAACCCGAACGGCGUUCACCAUCGUGCCGUCCACGAUCCUCGCAACCCAAUGGCCAACAUUCACGCCGAUGACCAGGGCCGUCUCCCGGCCUUCGGUGGUGAGUUCCAGCCCGGUCUCUGGCGCUCGGUCGAACACCGCAAGUUUGCCAACCCGGCGCCCCUCGGUCUCUCCGCUUUCGCCCUCACCACCUUCGUGCUCUCGGCCGUCAACCUUGGCGCUCGUGGUGUGACGGCCCCUAACAUCGCCGUGCCCCUGGCUUUGGGCUACGGUGGACUUGUCCAACUCCUCGCGGGCAUGUGGGAAAUGGCUGUGGGCAACACCUUUGGUGCUACCGCGCUGUCCUCGUACGGUGGAUUCUGGAUUGCCUAUGGUAUCCUGCUGACGCCCGCGUGGAACAUCCUCGGCGAAGGUGGCCCUUACGCAGCUGCGGCGGAGGUCGACCCAAAGAUGGGUAACUCGGCGGUCGGCUUCUUCCUGACUGGCUGGUUCAUUUUCACCACCAUCCUGCUGCUCUGCACUCUGCGCUCGACCAUCAUGUUCUUCCUUCUCUUCUUCACCCUCGACCUGGCCUUCCUCAUGCUCGCCUGCGGUGAAUACGCCACCAACAACGGCGCUGCCGACGCUGCUAAGAAGCUCACACAAGCUGGUGGUGGCUUUGGCAUGCUCGCUGCCUUCCUCGCCUGGUACAAUGCCUUUGCUGGUAUUGCCGAUAGCAGCAACUCCUUCUUCCUCAUCCCCGUCUUCCACUUCCCGUGGUCCGAGAAGGGACGUGAGGCUCGUCUUGCCAAGACUGCCAGCCGCACCAGUGCUUAA
This is a messenger RNA of Dichotomopilus funicola, 876 nucleotides long. Its product is annotated as GPR1/FUN34/yaaH family-domain-containing protein. Gene Ontology annotation, molecular function: acetate transmembrane transporter activity. Bases 1 to 876 code for a protein of 291 amino acids. The record is from RefSeq and is a predicted model, not a curated record. NCBI's taxonomy places the organism in Eukaryota, Fungi, Ascomycota, Sordariomycetes, Sordariales, Chaetomiaceae. The transcript has 3 exons. Gene Ontology annotation, cellular component: plasma membrane.